Messenger RNA from Durusdinium trenchii, 5086 nucleotides. The record is from the annotation of a GenBank genome assembly. NCBI's taxonomy places the organism in Eukaryota, Dinophyceae, Suessiales, Symbiodiniaceae.
CCACAAACCCUUCUCCAAAGUGGCGUCGAUGCCGUUCGCUGCGCCAUCCGAUUCGGAAGCGCGACCGACUGCGCCAUGAGAUGCCAUGAGCAGCAAGGUUGGCCGUGCUGCUAGCGUGCCGACAUCCUCCUUGGCGGCUGACCAAGUGGCCAAGAAUUGGCAGAUUGGGGACAGGAUCAAGACGCAGGUCGGCAAGAAAACCUAUUGCGGAACAGUUCGCUUCGUUGGAGUCACCUACUUCGCUCAUGGAGACUGGGUCGGAGUUGAACUCGAAGAGGCCGUUGGAAAGAACAAUGGCACCGUUCAGGAGGUCGUGUACUUCCGUUGCCCAGCCCAGCAUGGCCUCUUCUGCCGGCCCUGGACAAUCCAAGCCGUGGAAUCGGUAGAGACCGGAACAGCAGAGCUCAAAAGCCUGACGAAGCACCUCGAGGACCUCACAACGAAGGUGAAAGAAAUCCAUGCUGCUCAAGCCAAGACCAGUGAACAGCUCGACCGCCUGGAAGCCACGGACCGGAGCCCCUUCAGCCAGGAUCUCAUCAAGAAGGUGGACGAGCUCCAUGCUGCUCAAGCCAAGAACAGUGAAAAGCUCGACCUCCUGGAAGUCACUGAGCAGGGCCCCUUCAGCCAGGAUCUCGUCAAGAAGGUGGAACGACUUCAUGAACGCGUGGACCAGGCCCUACCAGCGCCGAAGCCGCGCCGUGAUCCGCAGGCCAAGAGCUUGGACGCGUUGUCUCUUUGCUUCGAGUAUGCCAAUGCUGAGCUGACCCUCGUGGCACCCUCCUGGCGACUCCACUUGCGAGAAGUGGCCAAGAUGGUGGCUUACCUGGUGCAGGUGGUGAACGGUUUUCAGGCUUUGUCGAUUGUUUCAGCAGAAGAGCGCAGCGAGGAAGCAGCAAAGGCUUCAUCGAGCCUGUCACCUGGAAAAGCAGAGAUGCCCAGGGUGGAGAACAUCAGUGUGCGGUUGGUGGACCAAGCGUUGAGGCAAUGCUUGGAAAUCCCGGUGCUCUUCAAAGGAGAUUCGCGAGCCUCCUGGGCCAUGGCACCGAAUCUUCGCUUCGCCACCUGGAUGCUCCUGAAAGUGCUGCCUGCGGUGGAGUCCGAGUCGGGGGAUGAAAAGAUCCUCUUUGACCUGGUGAGCCACUGUAAGGACUUGACGUCGACAUCGUGCCCGCGGACAGCUGAAGCGAGACUCUUGCUGGAUGUGAGCUCUGCACUCUUGGACACCAUGCAAAAGUGGAAGAAAGAGCUCCUCAAAGGUGCGGCCAAGACUGCUUGUGGCCUGAUUAAGAGUGCAUUGACAUGGAAACUGGAUGAACAUCUGCUGGAGGGCGUGGGUGGCGUGAUGAAAGCAGGUUUGAUGGCUUGGAAAGAUAUGCAAUCCCAGGCGACCUUGGAAGAGCUUCGGAUUCUUCAUCCACCGGAUGAUCAGCUGCUGAACGACCCAGCGAACGUCCGCGAGUUCAUGCUGCGCUUGUCCCAGCGCGCGGCAUGUCGCCGGGAGACAUGGCAGGUCCAGGUGACCAUCGUGUACCAGGUGCAUCGCUUGGGCGCUCGUGCAGUGCAUGCGUUGGCGCUUGAGGCGGAUCAGAGCCUUCCGGUGGAGCGGCGCCAGGCCUGGCUCCAGAUCUUGCAGCUGAGCUUGGGUGGAUUUGGCUCGGCUCGAGGGCUCUUGAGGUUCACUGAACCUUCGAUGAAGUCCUUUAAAGGAGUGGGUCGCACAGCUCUGCAGAGCUUGCUCAAUGGCUCCUCCCUGGCUGAGACGCUCGUGUCCGGCCUGGAAGAGGCCAGUGGAGAGCUGCGAGAGUCGAUGCAGUGGCCCAGCGCCGCGCGGAAGUUCUUGGCGCUGAAACAAGAAGCGGAUCAAAGGCUGGGAAUGAAGACGGAUGAGACCUUGAAGCACCUGAGCGCACCUCUCAAGGAGGUCAAGGACAUGCUGGAUGCAGCGGUGAAAGGCUUUGCAAAACUGAUCCAGCACAUCCACUAUGCCCAUGUCACGCUGCAAUCGAUCAAAUCCUUUGCUGCCAGGCUUUGCUAUGAACUCCCAGUGUCUGUGGAGCAGCGUUGUGCUGCUGCGUUCGAGGAAGCAUUGCUCGAUGUGAAGAAUGCAUCAGACGAGGAAGAAGCCUUGCUCAAGAUGAAACACGCACUGGAGCGAGUCAGAGAAGUGGCUCAAGAAGAGGCCCUUUUGAGCAAAAAGGAGGAGCGCUUCAAUGCCUCUGAUGGGGUGAGGAUUGUUUUCGCUCAGCUCCAAAGGGACAGCGAGAGCUUUCUCAAGAAACAGAUUGAUCCGUCCGAUGAGUCCGAAGUGGCCCGUGCGCUCUGGGAUCUACGAAGGCCGAUCUCGUGUGCCAAGGGCCUGAUGGAGGUGGGCAGUUCCUUUCUGGGGGAUGCGGAAGGCAUCAGCGUGCUGCUGGAUGAAGUGGUGCUUCUCGUGAAGAACACCAAGCUGCCGCAAGCAAAAGACAACUCCGCUGAGAUAUUGAAGUACAGGCCCUUGACCUCACUGGCCUUCGGGGCUGCGCGCGACAUGGCCCAGCAAGUGGCAGCGGAGCUCCAAACGCUUAAGAAGCGAGACAUGGACGAAAAGCAGAGGACGAGGAUCUCCAUCGUUUUGGAAGCCCUGGAAAGUCCCUUGUUGGUGGCCUGGAAGCAUCUCCAAGACAGUCGAAGGCUUUUCUCCAAAGAUGGAGGUCGAGGCCUCUCUGUGUCAACACUACGAAGGCUGCUCCAGGAGAUUCAGCAAGAGUUGCCUGAAGAAGGUAGUGGCAGCAAACUCAGCAGCGACAAAGCACAAGAGGUGGACACAAAAGUGAGACUGCUGAUCCACUACAUCGAGCUUAAUCGGGCACCGGACGCCACCAAAUCAGGGCGUUCGAAAGGGGUGCAGCGAAUCGCGGUGGCCUCGCCGGGCUCCUUCAGGCUUGCCUCGGCCUCCAGACUGCUCUUUGCCUGCCUGCCUACGACGCACACCGAAGCAACUGAGCUGCGGAAGGCCCUCGAGCAGCUCGCACAGGAGGUGCCGGAGCUGGUGAAGAACCAGGAUCCCAAGCAAACCGAGGAGCUGGAGCGCUGUGCUGAAGUUGAGCUUCUCACCGCUGCGGUGAAGCUACAGGAGGAGCUUCGCGACAAAGCCCUUCGAUGCCUGAAGAAAGAUGAGUCGAGAAAGGUCUCUGAGGAGACACUGAAGGUCUUGCGAGAGGUGGCCGUGGGACUGAAGGUCAUUUCGGACUGCUUUGCUUCUCGUGGUUCAGACCCAGAGAACUCAGUCACACAGACUGAAGACCCCAAGAAGCAGGCGCCAGAGCCCGUGAAGCAGAAAGGAUGGGGCUUGUCUUCAUUGUACUCGAAGGCCAAGCAAGUUGUCUCGUCCAGCUCACGGAGUGGUGGAUCGAACACCGACGCGAAAACGGACGCCGCGACGGACGUGACCCUUGCCUCUUUGCUACUGAUGGUCAUGAGCUUGCUCGAAGGCGUCCAACGCGGCGAAGCUUCUGAGGACGCCUUGGAGACGUUGCGGGGAACCGUGGUCCAAUGGCAGGCAAGAACCUCGCCCAAGUUCAGGAGUCCCAAUGUAAAGGAUGUCCUGGACGAGAGCAAGAGGCUUUGGUUCCAGCUGCGUUGGGCACUCUCUUCGCUCGAGGUGUGCCUCUCUGUUGGUGUACAGGACAUCUUGACUGCGAAGGAUUCCGAGCCCAAGAGGGCUGCCACGGUGAUGGCGGUGCUUCAGGAAUCGAUCAGGAGCUUGCCCCACACCGCUGCUGAGCAAUCUGACAGGCCGAUGCCCCUCAUGGAUCUACUGAAGAAAGCUCAAACAAAGCUCGAUUCCUCCUUCGGCGAAAUGCGAGACCUCAUGCUAGCGAAGUUGCCGACGCAGGAAUUGGUGACGGCGCUGGCGGUCGUGGGGGUUUGCGAUCAGCAGCUCUUGCGCUCGGUGGCGGAGUUGAACGGUCUCCAGGAGGUCCUGCUUGAGAUGGCAGAGUUUGUCGCAGACACAACUCAUAAGAUCAAUGGUGCACCCAAAUCCUUCAUGAAACGUGCAGGGAGCAGUUUGGCCAGCACUACUGGGCGAUGGAUUGCAAGGAUGCGAAAGACGCUACCUGAUGCAGGUACAAAAGGCAAGACAAGCAAAGAAGCUAGUCAACCACUUGAUGCGCAAAGCUUCGAAGAGCUGCUGAACAUGGCCGAGAAGUUUGGAGAGUCAUAUUCAAAGCAGGCGAAGGCAGUGCUCGACUUUACCAUUCAUGGAUGCUGCAGCAUCGCAGAUCUCUUGCAGGACAUCUUCAGUGAGUGGCUCGAUUUACCCCGCUUAGAUGAGGUGAUCGAAGGUGCCAUGGACCUGGCUGAGAAAGAGGCCAAGAACGGGCUGAAGCAGAUGAAGCUCUUAGCAGAGUCUCUCAAGGAGACCUUUGACGUGCCCGUCUCCUGGGGCGUUGACUUGGGUGAUUUGUGGUCUAAGUUCGGUGACGCUGUGGGCAUUGAUGGGCAUUCAGCUAUCCGUGAAGCUUGUAAGCUUCUGUUGGGCCCAGCACCAGAACCAGAUCUGGUGACCAGUGCCGCCCUGGGUGCACUGCUCGAGCUGGAUGGUCAGAUCUCCAUCCUGGCUCAACGACGGCCCGAAAAUGAGCUCGAUGAGCUCAAGGCCCUGCACGAGCGCGUGAAGAACACCGUGGCGCGGCUCCGUGGGACUUCCACAAGUUCCAAAGUGCAGGAGCUUUUGGAACAACCUUCAUACCAAUCAGCCUUGCAAGAGGCGAUGGAGUCCUAUUGGCCAGUGGUGGAGGAUGAGUGCAAAGCUGUUGCGGAGUUUCAGAUCAAAGGUCAAGCAGCUGUGGUCCAUGCCGCCGAGAACGGCGCGACUCCGGACAUGCCUCCGGAUGUCCUGCGGCGCUGCAGCCACAAGCUGGGCGAACAGCAACGACGACUCGCCGAAGAGCAGUUGAAGUCUCUUGGAAAGGUCCGUGGUGACUUGCAAGAGGUUGGACCAGGCUCAGCGGGUUUGGGUCCCGACCUGGAACAGUUCAUCUCAUCACAGAAGAGCAUCAUCGAGAACCUGGAUCAAAAGCUCACACAGGCAGGGCGGGCUUGA